CCCCCUGCCUGCGGGCAAUAGCGGGGCGGGGCGCGCGCGGCCCCACGUGCGCGGCGCGGCCGGAGCGCAGCGCAUGGAGGCGGCGGGAGGCGCGGACACGGGACCCCCGGGACCCCACGCGCCCGGCAGGGCUCGGCCGGGACAGACCCCGCCCAAGGGCAGGGAGCUCUUCAGGAGCCAGCGCAGGGAGUCCGAGGGCUCCGUAGAUUGUCCCAACCUGGAGUUCGAGUACGGGGACGCCGACUGCCACAGCGCCGAGUUAGCAGAGCUGUACAGCUACACCGAGGAGCCUGAGCUCAGCAGCAACAGGAGAUGCUUCGAGGAGGACUUUCACGCUCAAGUGCCAGGCAGGAGGUGGCUGGAGCUGGAUGUGGCUCGGCAGAAGGCCUACGUCAUGCAUCUGCUGGAUGGACUGGAGGUGGUCAACAGGGACAAGCGGCUCAAAGUAGCACGGGCCAUCCUCUACCUGGCACAGGGUGUCUUCGGAGACUGUGAUAAUGAAGGUGAUGUCCUGCACUGGUCUCGGCACAACAGCUUCCUCCUGUACCAGCUGGGAACCUUCACCGCCUUCCUGGAGCUCCUCAACAUGGAAAUUGACAACAGCCAGGCCUGCAGCAGCGCCCUGAGGAAGCCGGCCAUCUCGCUGGCCGACAGCACCGAGCUCAGAGUGCUGCUCAGCGUCAUGUACCUGAUGGUGGAGAACAUCCGUGUGGAGCAGGAGGCAGACCCCCCGGAGUGGAAAACCUGUCGCGAGACCUUCAGGAUGGAGCUGAGCUUCCCUGUGCACAAUGAAGAGCCCUUUGCUCUUCUGCUCUUCACGAUGGUGACCAAGUUCUGCAGCGGCCACACUCCACACUUCCCCAUGAAGAAGGUCCUGCUCCUGCUCUGGAAGGUGCUUCUGCUCACCCUGGGUGGAUUUGAAGCCCUGCAGGAGAGGAAGGUGAGGAAGCGGGAGGAGCUGGGGCUGCCGCCCUUGCCAGAGGACAGCAUCCAGGUGAUGCGCAGCAUGCGUGCCGCCUCGCCCCCCACCUACUCCAUUGAGCUCAUGGAGCAGCAGCAGCAGAAACGUGGCCACCGCAGCCGGCGGCCCCUGGUGAAGCAAGAUAGUCUGGAUAUCUACAAUGAGAGAGACCCCUUCAAGAAUGACGAAGCUGGAGUCGAUGAAGAGGAGAAUGAUGAUGUGGACAGUGGGAUCGAGGGGGAACUGGACCUGAUGGAGCGGGAGGCGAUCGUCCCCACCAUGCCUGCUCAGCGCCCGCCUAUCGAAAGGGUGUCAUUCCCCAAAGGGCUCCCCUGGGCACCCAAAGUCAGACAAAAGGAUAUCGAGCAUUUCCUGGAAGCAAGCAGGAACAAGUUCAUUGGAUUCACGCUGGGACAAGACACCGAGACACUCAUAGGGCUGCCACGGCCGAUUCACGAAAGUGUGAAGACGCUGAAGCAGCACAAGUACGUUUCCAUCUCAGACAUCCAGAUCAAGAAUGAGGAGGAGCUGGAGAAGUGCCCCAUGUCUCUGGGGGAAGAGGAAGUGCAAGAAACCCCUUGUGAGGUCUUGUACCGAGCAAUGUUGUACAAUCUCCCCCAGUACAUGAUCGCUUUGCUGAAGAUCCUCCUGGCUGCAGCGCCAACCUCCAAAGCCAAGACAGACUCCAUCAACAUCCUAGCAGACGUGUUGCCUGAAGAGAUGCCCAUCACUGUUCUUCAGAGCAUGAAGUUGGGGAUUGAUGUGAACAGGCACAAGGAGAUCAUCGUGAAGAGCAUCUCGGCUUCACUGCUGCUGCUCCUCAAGCACUUCAAGCUGAACCACAUCUACCAGUUCGAGUACGUGUCCCAGCAUUUGGUGUUUGCCAACUGCAUCCCGCUGAUCCUCAAAUUCUUCAACCAAAACAUCUUGUCUUACAUCACAGCCAAAAACAGCAUCUCUGUCCUGGAUUACCCACACUGCACAGUCUGUGAUUUGCCCGAGCUCACUGCAGAAAGCCUGGAAGCCGGAGACAACAACCAGUUCUGCUGGAGAAAUCUAUUCUCUUGCAUCAACCUGCUGAGGAUCCUCAACAAGCUGACCAAGUGGAAGCACUCAAGGACAAUGAUGCUGGUGGUCUUCAAAUCGGCCCCGAUACUGAAGCGAGCCCUGAAGGUGAAGCAGGCCAUGAUGCAGCUGUACGUCCUCAAGCUGCUGAAAAUCCAGACCAAGUACCUGGGACGCCAGUGGAGAAAGAGCAACAUGAAAACCAUGUCUGCCAUCUACCAGAAGGUGCGACAUCGCAUGAAUGACGACUGGGCUUAUGGCAACGAUAUCGAUGCGAGACCGUGGGAUUUCCAGGCUGAAGAAUGCACCCUGAGAGCCAACAUUGAAGCCUUCAACAGCCGGCGCUACGACAAACCUCAGGACUCAGAGUUUGCACCAGUGGACAACUGCCUGCAGAGCGUGCUGGGGCAGCGUCUGGAGCUCCCCGAGGACUUCCACUGCUCCUACGAGCUCUGGCUGGAGCGGGAGGUGUUUUCCCAGCCCAUUCGCUGGGAGGAGCUGCUGCAGUGCCAGUGAGAGCAAUGCCUCCUCUGCCUCUGUCCCACUCUGGGUGCUGUGGGAUGAGGAAAGGAUUAUCUCGGACCUGGGGGUUCGUAAGCACAGCUGGAAAAGCAUCACAGUCUUCCCAAAGAGACCACAGCUCUUUAUUUCUCCCCAGACACCCCCGAGUAUGCCACUGCCACCUUUCUGGUGGACACCCCUUUCCCAUGAUUCCUUGGAGACCAUGUAGUGCCAACUGAUCUACAUGGAGGCCAUGGAGCAGCCUCUAGCAUCGCACCAGUUGCAGCAUGAGGAGCGAGCUUCUCUGGUCCAUACUGCAGAUCGACACGAGCGUAAGAGAGCUCAGAGCUGUCUCCUGGCUGGGUUGACAACUGACAAGGAUCAUAAUCUGUUACCUUUCCACUGCUCCACUUUCCUCUACCACUCCCUUCACUCACCCAUGGCAUGAGAGUAGAAUGGUUGGAACGCUCUGCAGUGUUCGGAGCUGUGAAGGAGGUGAGUGCCACGUUUCUCUCCACCUGAUUGCAGAAAUUAUCCUUCAAAAGCAACGGUAGAUGUCCAGAUAGCUUCUUUCACCACUCUUUAGCCCUUCUAACCCCGGAGGAGAUAGAAAGCAGCAUGUUUAAUACCCUAAUAUUUACACAGAUGUUUCGUUAUCUGGAGGAAUUUUUAUGCCGGGCAUUAAAGCAGGGAGAAGAGGUGCUCCGGGUGACAGCAUACCGCCCCCGGAUGAGGAAGAGAGCAGACGCUGCGGUUGUAACCUUCAGAAUGAGUAGCAUGUUAAACUGUAAGCUUUCUGCAAGCCCAACACCACAACUUUUUGGGUAAAGUCAUGCUGCACGAAGACGGCAGUGGCAGGCAGGUGGGAAGACUUCACGUCCAGCUGGAGUUGUGGGCUGCGCUGAUGGAUGAAUAUGGGCCCCUGGCACCAGGAUGGCUGACAGACCCUUCUUGUGAAAAGGCAGGCUGUGUGUUGCUGCGCUUCCCUAAGGAAGUGACAGAGCCCCCAGAAUCCUCUGCAAAGCUGUAUCAGCCCAGGACUGGGAAUAUGAGAUCUGACCUCACAGCGACAAAACCAGGAGCUCAACUUUUGUCGAAGCAGCAUGUGGCAAUGCAGGGAGGCACUUAGGUCAUACUAUUAUUGAUUUAUUGAGUGAUAAACCCAUGAGUAUUUCUCAUUACAAGAUUUGUGCUCAUUGCUGUGGAAUUCAACCGAGAAUGUUUCCUUAUCAUGGUUUGUAAAAGGCAUUUUUCAGAGAAAUAGCAUUAGUGAACCCGCUCACAGUUUUAAAUCUCCUUUUGUUCAGAAUAAAUCAGAGCAACUUUUAAAGUGCAUGCAUUUACCUAAGCUUUUUUUCCUUCCUGCGUCUUAAUUUCAAUGCCUCUUUUGCUGUUUUGAAGGACAAAAUCACCCUCCACGAAACAAACCAUGAACUCGGCUCAGACCCCUGCCAUCUCCUCUGUCUGCCAAGGAAAGUGCUCCUCUCUGAUGUAUUUCUCUUUCAGCUUAAAACCGUUCCCUUCGUCCUACCCCUGCACUCCCUGGUCAAGAGCCCCUCCCCAGCUUUCCUAUAAGUUCCCCUUUACAUAGGGUGCCACAAACUCAGCCUUAACCUUAAUCCUAACCUUUCCUGCAGAGAGUUGUCCUGCGGACAGUUGGGUGCUGCAGAGUUGCUUCUUUCCACUUAGCAAGUGCCUUUUGCACUUUUUAGGCUGAGCUAGGGGGCAUUGAGAUGAGAUA
Molecule: messenger RNA, 4268 nt
Organism: Cuculus canorus (common cuckoo)
Lineage: Eukaryota; Metazoa; Chordata; Aves; Cuculiformes; Cuculidae
Gene: STRIP2
Product: striatin interacting protein 2
Exons: 21
Coding region: 74-2542 (822 amino acids)
Biological process (GO): cytoskeleton organization
Cellular component (GO): cytosol
Source: RefSeq, a predicted model, not a curated record